AUGUCUUCAUCAUCAUCAUCAUCAUCAGCCACCGAUACUAACACGAAGACGGUGGCAGUGGCUUCGUCGUUGCCGGCAGUGGAGUCUGUCACGUGCGAUACGUGCGGUUUCGCUGAGGAGUGCACGCCUGCUUACAUCCACCGCGUCAAGGAACGGCACAAGGGACUCUGGCUUUGUGGGCUCUGCGCGGAGGCGGUUAAGGACGAGGUGGUUCGAUCUCCGACUCGAAUCUCCGUCGAGGAAGCUCUCCGCCGCCACACGACGUUUUGCCGCCGUUUCCGUUCUUGGAGUCCCGACGAGGAGGAAGAUCCGAUUUCCGUCAUUGGUAGGAUCCUACGGCGGAGCCUCGACAGUUCUCCACGAAGAACCACCACCAGGACGAACUCGAGCGGGGCUUUGCCGGGGAUCGAGGGCGUAGAGUCACGACGGUCGCUUCUCCGAUCCGGGAGCUGUUUCCCGUCUCUCUCUACUUGA
Microthlaspi erraticum is the source of this 474-nucleotide messenger RNA. The record is from the annotation of a GenBank genome assembly. NCBI's taxonomy places the organism in Eukaryota, Viridiplantae, Streptophyta, Magnoliopsida, Brassicales, Brassicaceae.